Molecule: messenger RNA, 1224 nt
Organism: Mesorhabditis belari
Lineage: Eukaryota; Metazoa; Nematoda; Chromadorea; Rhabditida; Rhabditidae
Source: the annotation of a GenBank genome assembly
AUGAAAUUUUUAUUGAUAUUUUCUGCUGUAUUUGCCAUAGUUUAUGGACAACACGUGGCCGCCCACAUUCGGCGUCAAAAUUUGGCGAAACAAGCGCAAGAGAGAAUCGCCGCACAGAGCUAUGAUGCAUCACAAAGGCCACCCGUUAAAGGUUGCCAUUAUCCAACGCAUUCAUCAUUCAUCGUCUGCUUUCUCGAGGGUGCAAGUCACACGGCCGUCGCGGUGAUCGUCUCGAUUUUCAUCAAUCGGAUAGUCUGGCAUGAUGAAUAUGCGGAAAUCGAUUUACGUCUUCGUCAAGAAUGGGAGGACUCCCGACUCGCCUACGAGAUCGAUUCAAGAGAGGGAGUGGCUGAGGUCUCCCUCCCGGCGGGCAAGCAAAUCUGGACCCCGGGCACCUACAUCAGCAAUGCAAAGGAGAAGGCUCACGACUCGGUUGAGCGAAGCAAGAUGCUUAUCGAUCCGACCGGCUAUGUCAAAGCGCAAACGGGUCGCACCAUCUACGUUCCGAUCACCUAUGGUACGGCGUUUCCUUUCCUCAAUCAGCGCACGUUUAAACUUCGACUCUCAAGCUACAAUUACCCAAUCGAGGAUGUCGUGUAUGUUUGGGCGAACUCCGGGCCAAAUGUGCUCCCACUUGAGGUUUCCGAGGAUUUGAUGGAGGGUGCGAUCAAAUUCGAGGAAGUCGCCGCCGGGGAUUGCCUCGGGAAUUACACAUUUGGUGUUUACCCGUGUGUCGACGUGGAUGUCACCUUUUCCUCAUCGACUUUCGGCGGUUUUGCGCGCAUCUUUCUGCCGAGUAUUCUCUUGGUGGUCGCCUCGUGGUUGCAUUUCUGGGUUCAUGGCUCAUGGUCUGUUCCAAGAACGAUCUCCGCCGCCGGUCCAUUUCUCAUCUUUGCUGCUCUAUUCAUGUUCGGCGGAUCGGCUCUCCCCUCAAAAGUCCCCUCAUUGUGGUGUUGGUUGGCGUUUUGUUUGUUGCUCACAUUUCUCUCGUUUCUCGAGUAUUUCCUCGUGAUUCUUUGUGGAGUCAGAAGAAACAUUCGCUAUGUGAAUGGACGUGGAUCGACGGCCGAUGAUCGCUUGCUGAAUCCGGGAAAUGAGACGCUCGAAGUGGUUUACGACGGUAAAUGCGCGUCUUUCCGUCAGAAUAAUGGAUUGGAUUUGAUCUCGAGGAUUUUGUUCCCGAUUCUUUUCCUCAUUUGGUGCAUUCUCUACUUUUUCGUCUUG